Messenger RNA from Etheostoma cragini (Arkansas darter), 1507 nucleotides. Its product is annotated as leukocyte cell-derived chemotaxin 1-like. The transcript is spliced from 7 exons. NCBI's taxonomy places the organism in Eukaryota, Metazoa, Chordata, Actinopteri, Perciformes, Percidae. The coding region runs from base 199 to 1146 and encodes 315 amino acids. The record is from RefSeq and is a predicted model, not a curated record. Gene Ontology annotation, biological process: negative regulation of angiogenesis; negative regulation of endothelial cell proliferation.
UUGCACACUGGCAUGCAAAUAUUGGCCUACUGUCUCCAAGCUGGAGAAAACAUGCGACAUUCCGCCAGUCACCUCUGACCUGCAGCAGUCUGUCGAAGCAUUGAGAGAACGAGAGAGAACGAGAGAGAGAGAGAGAGAGAGACAGAGAGAGAGUGGUGUGUAGUGGACUGGGCUUCCCUCAGGUGUUUGGCUCCAGUCAUGUCCGGGAACUCAGAGAAAGUACCGAUCGCCUCGGCGGGACCAGAGGAUCUGCAUAACUACAUGCCCCCGACGUACUCUGCCAUGGCCGUGAAGCCCGCCGCCACCGGCCGCCUCCUGAAGGCCGGGGUCGCGGUGCUCAUCACCGGGGCCCUCCUCCUGCUACUGGGGGCAGUCGGAGCUUUCCUCUUCUGGAACAACAAUGAAAAACACGUCUACAAUGUCCAUUACAGCAUGAGCAUCAAUGGCAAAGUGGAGGAGGGUACAAUGGAGAUUGAUACAGCGAAUAACAUGGAGAGAUUCAGCACCGGCAGCGGGGCGGAUGAGGCCGUGGAGGUCGAUGACUAUGAUAUCGGGAUUACAGGGAUCCGGUUUUCAGGAGGACAGAAGUGCUACAUCAAGACCCAAGUGAAGGCUCGUCUGCCUGACGUGGAGGCUCUCAACAAGGACUCCCUGACAUUCGACCUGGAGGAUGAGGUGAUGCCGGCCAAAUAUGAGGAUGAUCUAAUCUGGGUGGCGGCUAAAGCUCCCCUCUCGGACUCUGCCUUCCUCAGCAACAAGAUAAAGGACUUGUGUGGAGACCUGCCAAUCUUCUGGCUCCGUCCCACCUACUCAACCAGCGGACAGAGGAAGAGGAGGGCUGCCCCCCGCCAGCGCCCCCAGGCAGCCGGGGAGGAGAAAGAGGACGUGAAGGCAGAGUUCAACCCGGAGAACCCCUAUCAGAGAGGCCUCGAGGGCGAGCAGGGCUCCAUGAACAUCGACCCCAUGCUGGACCACCAGGGCUUGUGCUGCAACGAGUGCCGUCGCAGCUACACCCACUGCCAGAGGAUCUGUGAGCCACUGGGAGGGUACCACCCGUGGCCCUACCACUACAGGGGCUGCAGGGUGGUCUGUAGAGUUAUCAUGCCCUGCAACUGGUGGGUGGCACGCAUCAUGGGUCUGGUGUAAACACCCUCAUCCUCUCAGGAGAUGGUAGAGUCAAGGAGGAAAGAAACUAGGGAGGGAUGGGGUUCCAGGGGAAGGGAGAUGAAGGGAAAAUGUUAGUAAAGGAAGAUGGUGGCUUGUUAUUGUAAUCUAUUACCUGUCGGUCUGAGCAGAUUUGUACGAAAUGAAAAGCUUCAGUAUCUGUUCCCAUACAUUACAAAUGCAUGGUGCAGAAUCUCGGGCAGCCAUGUUCUCACAUGUAAAGGUAUGGAGUGGCUGCACACUGCAAAGCUUGUCUUAUUAAAAAACAUUUAAAUUGAGAUCUUUCUAAACUACAGCACAACAUGCUGUCAAGAGAACAGCAGUAAUGCUAUAAAACAUGCCA